Budorcas taxicolor (takin) is the source of this 2850-nucleotide messenger RNA. RefSeq names its product signal transducing adaptor molecule (gene STAM). The record is from RefSeq and is a predicted model, not a curated record. Gene Ontology annotation, biological process: protein transport to vacuole involved in ubiquitin-dependent protein catabolic process via the multivesicular body sorting pathway. The coding region runs from base 138 to 1742 and encodes 534 amino acids. The transcript has 14 exons. Gene Ontology annotation, cellular component: ESCRT-0 complex. Lineage: Eukaryota; Metazoa; Chordata; Mammalia; Artiodactyla; Bovidae. Gene Ontology annotation, molecular function: ubiquitin binding; phosphatidylinositol binding.
GAGCUGGGGUUGUCGCGGGCCGCGGAGAGUCCGUCUCGGCCACUGUUUUUGCCCGAGGAGACUUCCUUCCUAGGUCGCACCCUGACUCCCGUGGUGUCGAGGGGGAGUCCCUGCGGACACCUCUGCACGCAGUGGAGAUGCCUCUGUUUGCCACCAAUCCCUUCGAUCAGGAUGUCGAGAAAGCAACCAGUGAGAUGAAUACUGCUGAAGAUUGGGGCCUCAUUUUGGAUAUUUGUGAUAAAGUCGGUCAGUCUCGCACUGGACCUAAAGAUUGUCUUCGGUCUAUUAUGAAGAGGGUAAACCAUAAAGAUCCUCAUGUGGCUAUGCAGGCUCUCACCCUUCUAGGAGCAUGUGUAUCAAACUGUGGCAAAAUUUUUCACUUAGAAGUAUGUUCGAGAGAUUUUGCUAGUGAAGUAAGCAACGUAUUAAACAAGGGUCAUCCUAAAGUGUGUGAAAAAUUGAAGGCUCUUAUGGUUGAAUGGACAGAUGAAUUCAAGAAUGAUCCACAGCUUAGUCUAAUAUCAGCAAUGAUUAAGAACCUGAAAGAACAGGGUGUUACGUUUCCAGCUAUUGGCUCUCAGGCUGCAGAACAAGCGAAAGCAAGCCCAGCUCUGGUAGCCAAGGAUCCUGGUACUGCGGCUAACAAAAAAGAAGAGGAAGAUUUAGCGAAAGCCAUUGAGUUGUCCCUGAAGGAGCAAAGGCAGCAGUCAACCACCCUUUCCACUUUGUAUCCAAGCACAUCCAACCUCUUAACUAACCAUCAACAUGAAGGCCGGAAAGUUCGUGCUAUAUACGACUUUGAAGCUGCUGAAGAUAAUGAACUGACUUUUAAAGCUGGAGAAAUUAUUACAGUUCUUGAUGACAGUGACCCCAACUGGUGGAAAGGGGAAACCCAUCAAGGCAUGGGGCUCUUCCCCUCAAAUUUUGUGACUGCAGAUCUCACUGUUGAACCUGAAAUGAUUAAAACGGAGAAGAAGACGGUACAAUUUAGUGAUGAAGUUCAGGUAGAAACGAUAGAACCAGAGCCAGAACAAGCCUACAUUGAUGAGGAUAAAAUGGACCAGUUGCUACAGAUGUUGCAAAGUACAGAUCCCAGUGAUGAUCAACCGGAUCUUCCAGAGUUACUUCAUCUUGAAGCAAUGUGUCACCAGAUGGGGCCUCUCAUUGAUGAGAAGCUGGAGGAUAUCGAUAGAAAACAUUCAGAACUCUCAGAACUGAAUGUUAAAGUGAUGGAAGCCCUGUCCUUGUAUACCAAGUUAAUGAAUGAAGACCCCAUGUAUUCCAUGUAUGCAAAGUUACAGAAUCAGCAGUAUUAUAUUCAGUCAUCCGGAGUUUCUGGUUCUCAGGUGUACCCUCCUCAGAGUGGUGCUUACCUGGUCACAGGGAGCGCCCAGAUGAGCCACCUGCAGAGCUACAGCCUGCCCCCAGAGCAGCUGCCUUCCCUCAGCCAAGGAGCAGUGCCACCAUCUGCAAACCCAGCCCUUCCUACUCAGCAAGCCCAGGCUUCCUACCCCAACACAAUGGUCAGCUCCGUCCCGGGAAGUACGUAUCCCAGCCAGGCUUCAGUGUACAGUCCUCCCCCUGCCGCCACAGCUGCUCCCGACGUCACCAUCUACCAGAACGCAGGGACCAGCCUGUCCCAGGUGCCGAACUAUACAUUACCGUCCACACUACCCCAGCCUGGGGGCAGCCAGCAGCCACCUCAGCCGCAGCAGCCGUACUCCCAGAAGGCUCUGCUAUAGGACUGGAGUCCCCUUUGUGGCAAAUACCCGCCGAUCACCAAUGGCAAUGUUACAAGAUCCUUUAAUAUCUUAAGAUUGGUUUACCCUCAGCUUAUAGGAAUCAUAUCUUGGUCAACACGUUCCAAUGUUCAAGAAGGGAGAUCCCUCUUCAAUUUGUACUGACUUUUUAGAGGGUCUCCCCUUCCCUCCCCUGUGAGGAAUGAAACUACUUACAACAUAUAAUUCCUUUCAUAAUAUGAAAGGAUCAAUGCAAGAUUAUCUGUCUCGUAAAAUCACCUGGCCUGCAAAGAGUCAAACUUACCAACACUGUUGUGGCAAACGUUGUGUACAUAGGUUGCUGUGUAACUUCACUACUGGCCAUUUUGAAUCACGAGUGGUGAUCAUGUGAAUAUAUUUAACACUGUUAAAUUAAUUGACAUUGCUAUUUUAUUUUAAUCAUGAGCAGCUACCAUGUUUCAUAAUGUUUUGUGUAAAUUGAAGAUAAUUACACUAUCCUUUUAAACUGCAAGAGAACAAAACUGUAGCAUAUGUACAUGAAGGUGUUACUGUCCCCGUUUCAGUUUCCCAUUCAACUGAACCUUCCUGGGAGUAAUUGGGAGCUGAACGCACAUAUGUUAUGUCAUUCUGUAGCCUCUGCAUACUACUAGCUGUCAUCACACCAGCGUACAGUAGCUAAAUUUUUGGUGCACUUCUAGCAAAUGAUGAUGUUCCCUUUUAAACUUUGACAUUUUGGCAUGAUAUAUCAGAAUACUGUGGGACCAUGAGACAAAAAUCAAGUCGGACUGCAUUCUUUUAUAUCUUAACUUUUAAAGAGAUAAUGUCAAUUUACUUUUUCCUAGUCGAAGAUAGUAAUUAGGUUUCUAAGCUGUAUACUGUGUUUAUUGGUGGCAGUGACACCAAAGAUAGAGGCAAAGGAUAGAAGUUUUUAAACUGGAAAGAGAACAUGAAUUACACUACAAUUUCAGUCUCUUGUAAUUAUUUAGGCUAUGGCAAAAUUCAGUUCAUCUGUCUUAUUCCGCUACUAGCCUUUUAAAUAUGUCUUCAACACAUUGUAUCCUUUAAUUCUUCAUUAAAAUGAGUGUAAGUAGACGUUUCAAAGUCAUCGAGA